AUGUUUUUUUUUCAGUUGGAGGCUCUAGCUAAUGCACUACUUACUGAUGACAUUUUGAAGCUUAAAGGGUUAAGGAGACCCUCCUGUUGCUACCUGUGCAAUGAUUUUGAGGAGUCUUUAGACCAUCUGUUUUUUCAGUGCCCUUUCUCCCAACAGGUUUGGUUUGGUCUCUUGGAUCAGUUAAAAGAUUUAAAAUUAGAUGGUACAUUAUCUAUUUGCUGGUUGGAUUGGUAUGAAGCCAAGCUUUCUAUUAUUCUAUGCAUUGUGGCCUGGUUUCUUUGGAUUUCUAGAAACCAAGCUAAAUUUGAUGAGAUUCAACUUGUGGUAAAAGGCACGAAAACAAAUUGUACCUCCUAUAUCCAGAAACUUAUCAAACAUUAUAGGUUCAAUAAUAUUUGUUUGAAUUAUGCUCCCAAUGUCAAUGAAAAUAUGCUGCCCCCUCCCUUACUUAUUUAUUGGACUCCUCCCAUGCCUAAUUUGUUAAAGGUUAAUACUGAUGGGAGCUAUUCAAUUGGUGAUGCUGGAAUUGAGGGAGUUUUUAGGAACUCCAAUGGGAAGUGUCUCCUACACUUCUACUCCCCAACUGUGGCAUUGGAUCCCUUGGAAGCUGAGAUGCCUAACAUAUGUUGGGCCAUUUACAUUGCCAAUAUUUCUAAGAUUUCAAACCUAGUGGUGGAAUUUGAUAGCCUUACUUGUUUCAAUAUUUUGCAGUAG
Messenger RNA from Phalaenopsis equestris, 714 nucleotides. RefSeq lists its product as uncharacterized. The coding region runs from base 1 to 714 and encodes 237 amino acids. The record is from RefSeq and is a predicted model, not a curated record. Lineage: Eukaryota; Viridiplantae; Streptophyta; Magnoliopsida; Asparagales; Orchidaceae. The transcript has a single exon. Gene Ontology annotation, molecular function: RNA-DNA hybrid ribonuclease activity; nucleic acid binding.